This is a messenger RNA of Eubalaena glacialis (North Atlantic right whale), 1530 nucleotides long. RefSeq names its product solute carrier family 38 member 11 (gene SLC38A11). The coding region runs from base 139 to 1530 and encodes 463 amino acids. Gene Ontology annotation, molecular function: amino acid transmembrane transporter activity. The record is from RefSeq and is a predicted model, not a curated record. The transcript has 12 exons. Gene Ontology annotation, biological process: amino acid transmembrane transport. Lineage: Eukaryota; Metazoa; Chordata; Mammalia; Artiodactyla; Balaenidae.
GGGCGCCCGCGAAGCCUCUCGACCCAGCUCGCCCGCCGCGCGCUGACCCCGGGCUUGGAGGUCGCGGAGAAGGCUGUUCCGGCGAGUCGAGUACCCGCGCCCGCGAACCUCCCACCUGCCGAGGACCCGGGUGCAGCCAUGGGCUACCAGGGGCAGCGGCCCGUCAUCCCGCCACAGAGCCAUCUAGAUGACAGAGAAACCCUCGUUUCUGAACAUAAGCACAAAGGGAAAACUUGUCGUCAGUCUGCUGCUGUUUUUAAUGUUGUCAACUCGAUUAUAGGAUCUGGUAUAAUAGGAUUGCCUUAUUCAAUGAAGCAAGCUGGCUUUCCUCUGGGAAUAUUGCUUUUAUUCUGGGUUUCAUAUGUCACAGACUUUUCCCUUGUUUUAUUGAUAAAAGGAGGGGCCCUCUCUGGGACAGACACUUACCAGUCUUUGGUCAAUAAAACUUUUGGCUUACCAGGAUAUCUCCUACUCUCUGUUCUACAAUUUUUGUAUCCUUUCAUAGCUAUGAUAAGUUACAACAUAAUAACUGGAGAUACUUUGAGCAAAGUUUUCCAAAGAAUCCCUGGAGUUGAUCCUGAAAACUUGCUUAUUGGUCACCAUUUCAUUAUUGUGCUUUCCACUGUUGCCUUCACUCUGCCUUUGUCCUUGUAUCGAGAUAUAGCGAAACUUGGAAAGAUCUCUCUUAUUUCUACAGUUUUAACAACUCUGAUUCUUGGAAUUGUAAUGGCAAGAGUAGUUUCAUUGGGUCCACACAUACCAAAAACAGAAGAUGCCUGGACAUUUGCAAAGCCCAGUGCUAUUCAGGCUGUUGGUGUAAUGUCGUUUGCAUUUAUUUGCCACCAUAACUGCUUCUUAGUUUAUGGUUCUUUGGAAGAACCCACAGUAGCUAAGUGGUCUCGCGUCAUCCAUGUGUCCACCUUGAUUUCUGUAUUUAUCAGUAUUCUCUUUGCUACAUGUGGAUACUUGACAUUUACUGGCUACACCCAAGGAGACUUAUUUGAAAAUUAUUGCAGAAAUGAUGACUUGGUAACAUUUGGAAGGUUUUGUUAUGGAGUCACUGUCAUUUUGACGUACCCGAUUGAAUGCUUUGUGACUAGAGAGGUAAUUGCCAAUGUGUUUUUUGGUGGGACUCUUUCGUCAGUUUUCCACAUUAUCAUAACAGUGGUUAUCAUUACUGUGGCCACACUUGUGUCAUUGCUGAUUGAUUGCCUUGGAAUAGUUUUAGAGCUCAAUGGUGUGCUCUGUGCAACUCCUCUAAUUUUUAUCAUCCCAUCAGCAUGUUAUCUGAAACUGUCUGAAGAACCGAGGACACACUCAGAUAAGAUUAUGUCCUGUGUCAUGCUUCCCAUUGGUGCUGUGGUGAUGGCUGUUGGAUUUGUCAUGGCCGUCACCAAUCCUCAAGACUGCACCCACGGGCAGGAAAUGUUCUACUGCUUUCCCGACAAUUUCUCCCUCACAAACAUCUCAAUUUCUCGUUUUCAUCUGACAACACAACUUUCCAUUUUAAACGUCAGCAUCUUUCAGUGA